AUGCCGCUCCUCUGUAAUCAUCUUCAGUCGAAGCAUGGGAAUGAAGUUCCCACUAAUGGAGCAGUUCCAGGUGAGCCGGUGAAGAAGGAUGAAAACUCCCGGAGAGGGAACUGGGGGAACCAGAUUGAGUUUGUCCUCACCAGCGUGGGCUACGCGGUGGGCCUGGGCAACGUCUGGAGGUUUCCCUACCUCUGCUACAGAAAUGGAGGAGGUGCCUUCAUGUUACCCUACUUCAUCAUGCUGGUGUUCUGUGGAAUCCCUCUUUUCUUCCUGGAGCUGUCCUUUGGUCAGUUCGCCAGCCAGGGGUGUCUGGGAGUAUGGAAGAUCAGCCCCGUGUUCAAAGUUUCAUCAGAGUGA
Notothenia coriiceps (black rockcod) is the source of this 357-nucleotide messenger RNA. RefSeq names its product sodium- and chloride-dependent glycine transporter 1-like. The transcript is spliced from 4 exons. Lineage: Eukaryota; Metazoa; Chordata; Actinopteri; Perciformes; Nototheniidae. The record is from RefSeq and is a predicted model, not a curated record. Gene Ontology annotation, biological process: amino acid import across plasma membrane; nitrogen compound transport; sodium ion transmembrane transport. Gene Ontology annotation, cellular component: plasma membrane. Gene Ontology annotation, molecular function: amino acid:sodium symporter activity. The coding region runs from base 1 to 357 and encodes 118 amino acids.